This is a messenger RNA of Rhopalosiphum maidis (corn leaf aphid), 1001 nucleotides long. Its product is annotated as peptidyl-prolyl cis-trans isomerase H. NCBI's taxonomy places the organism in Eukaryota, Metazoa, Arthropoda, Insecta, Hemiptera, Aphididae. Gene Ontology annotation, biological process: protein folding; protein peptidyl-prolyl isomerization. The coding region runs from base 286 to 840 and encodes 184 amino acids. The record is from RefSeq and is a predicted model, not a curated record. Gene Ontology annotation, cellular component: intracellular membrane-bounded organelle. The transcript has 4 exons. Gene Ontology annotation, molecular function: peptidyl-prolyl cis-trans isomerase activity.
UGUACAUCUUUCUUUAUCAAACCUAAAUUUUCAAAUAGCAUUCAAGUUCGUUUAAUGUUGCAUUUCAUAAACCCGGAAUUUAAAUAACAUUAAAUAAUUGGAACACUUGGAGUUAAAAUUUAAAGCCCAUUACUAUAUUAUUAGUUCUUAUUCCAUAGUGAUUGAGUUCCAAAACUCGUUUAUACAUUGUAAAUAUUAAAAUAUUUUAAAAUAAUUUACUCACUUGUUUAACAAAAUAUUUUGAAUAGUUUAAAUAGUCGAAUUAGUACUUAAAUAAGUUCAACUAUGCCGACCUGGAAUCAAAUUCAAAGUCAAUUAAGAAACCCACAGAACCCUGUUGUAUUCUUUGACAUAUCUGUUGGAAGAACGGAAAUUGGUAGAUUAAUAAUGGAAUUAUAUGCAGACAUUGUGCCUAAGACUAGUGAAAAUUUUCGUCAAUUUUGUACUGGUGAACACAAAAAAGAUGGAAUUCCUUUUGGGUAUAAAGGAUGUUGUUUCCACAGGAUAAUUAAAGAUUUCAUGAUACAAGGUGGAGAUUUUGUAAAUGGUGAUGGAACUGGGGUUAUGAGUAUAUAUGGAGCAGAUACAUUUUCAGAUGAAAAUUUUAAACUUAAUCAUGACGCCCCUGGACUUUUAUCAAUGGCGAACAGUGGUGUAGAUACCAAUGGAUGUCAAUUUUUUAUCACUUGUGCUAACUGUAACUUUUUGGAUGGAAAACAUGUGGUAUUUGGUCGUGUCAUUGAUGGGUUGUUGGUAAUGAGAAAAAUUGAAAAUGUUCCUACUGGUCCAAAUAACAAACCAAAAAUUCCUAUUGUUAUAUCACAAUGCGGACAAUUAUAAUAGCUAUAAGUUGUACUUUCUUUCUCAUAUAUUUUGUCGCUCGUUUGUAUGCAUAUUAAAAAUAAAUUUCAAAUUAUACUACAAGUAAUAUAGUAAAUAUGUUUGAUUCUUCUAAAAUAUAAAGUUCAACAUAUCCCUACUAUUAAAGGGACUGACAGUUA